Zootermopsis nevadensis is the source of this 1059-nucleotide messenger RNA. RefSeq lists its product as uncharacterized. NCBI's taxonomy places the organism in Eukaryota, Metazoa, Arthropoda, Insecta, Blattodea, Termopsidae. The record is from RefSeq and is a predicted model, not a curated record.
CACCUAUGUCUGUUUAUUGGGUAUAAAAGGGGGCAACUCCUCUUACAGGGCACAGAGUAACUGGCUCAAGAACAUCCAACAUGAACGCUAAGUUUAUCAUCGUGGCGCUUUGCGCUGUACAGCUCGCCGCAGGAAGUAUCCUCAGUGAUGCCGCGGACAAACUGAAAAGUCAGGUCACUCCUAUUGUUGACCAGGCCACCCAAGUGGCGUCCUCACUUACACAACAGGCCCAGACUUAUGCCCAAGAUGUGUUAGCCAAUGCCUCUUCCCAGUUCCAGCCUGCUCUAAGCAGCUCCCAACAAAACCUUACUGCCCUACUUUCUAGUGCUCAAGAAGCUGAGCCUAAAAUUCAGGCUUGCUUGGAAACACAAAGCGAAGAAUACGCCUCAAUAUUUAACAGCACAAAAGACCAGCUUCAAGCAGAAAUCCAGAGCCAAACAGCACCAAUCAAGUCUGCUAUCGAUAACAUCAGUGGUAUUGCUAGUAAGGCAUCGGGCUUGGCUUCAAAUUUCUCGACAUGCGCCGGCUCAGGUAUCACUUCUAUCAUUAAAGUGCCCGGAUGUCUUGCUACCUCCUUGACAGACGCCACGAAUUUAGCCUCACAACUUUACUCUGCCAUCAACACUACACCACAGGUCCCAGACCAGAAUAACGCCUCUAACCCAACCGCAGCCACCUUACAAUCGGCAGCGGAUCAGUACCAGGCCGCUAAUACGGAAGCUGAAAACUGCAUCCAAGAUGCCCUAACUUCCAGCAAUACAACAGACGAUUCUAGCGAUGCAGCUGGAACGGCUUAGUUCCAUCUAGCUACAACAAACACUCGAAGCCUUACAACAUUCCGACCAACUGUUUCUCCGAGUGUUCACGUCACUGUGUGUGGAUACACAGUUAACAAAGUUAAUAUUAUGGUAUUACAGAGUACAAUCUACAACUUCAUUUUCAGUGAUGGAAAUUUGUUUACAAUAAACACUGAUACAGCCAAUUUUGUAAAAACUCUGUACUGGCUACCAUACACUUAGUUUUGAUUACUGUGUGAGGAAUAAAACUUGAAAUUAAAAA